Messenger RNA from Terrapene triunguis (Three-toed box turtle), 1423 nucleotides. It is a transcript of the gene UBE2Q2, whose product is annotated as ubiquitin conjugating enzyme E2 Q2. The transcript has 13 exons. The coding region runs from base 187 to 1320 and encodes 377 amino acids. Gene Ontology annotation, molecular function: protein binding. NCBI's taxonomy places the organism in Eukaryota, Metazoa, Chordata, Testudines, Emydidae. The record is from RefSeq and is a predicted model, not a curated record.
GUGUGAGAGGGUGCUGGAGGCUGGUACAAAGGGAGCUGCCGCCGCUCCUGCUUCCUCCACCGGCUCAGGCUGCUCCCCGCCAUCUUCCGCCCAGCAGGCGCGGCCGGGUCAGGCCGGGCCGGAGCCGAGCUGCGCGGGGCGCGUGAGGCGAGGUGGCGCAGGCCCGGGCCCGGAGAUGAGGCCAGGAUGUCGGUGUCAGGGCUCAAGGCCGAGCUGAAGCUCCUCGAGUCCAUCUUCGACAAGGACCACGAGCGCUUCCGCAUCGUCUCCUGGAAGCUGGACGAGCUGCACUGCCAGUUCGUGCUGCUGCCGCCGCCGCCGGGGAGCAGCCCGCCGCCGCCGGCGCCGCUCACCAUCCACUGCAACAUCACGGAGUCUUAUCCCUCUUCAUCACCAAUAUGGUUUGUGGAAUCAGAUGACCCAAACCUGACUUCAGUGUUGGAGCGAUUAGAAGAUAUUAAGAAGAGCAAUACUCUGCUUCUUCAACAACUGAAGCGAUUGAUAUGUGACCUCUGCAGAUUAUACAACCUUCCUCAACAUCCAGAUGUUGAGAUGUUAGAUCAGCCAUUACCAACAGGACAGAAUGGAACAACGGAAGAAGUAACGUCAGAGGAGGAGGAGGAAGAAGAUAUGGGUGAAGACAUUGAAGACCUAGAUCACUAUGACAUGAAGGAGGAAGAGCCUGUUGAUGGAAAGAAAUCUGAGGAUGAAGGAAUUGAAAAAGAGAACCUUGCAAUUUUAGAAAAAAUCAGAAAGAAUCAAAGACAAGACCACCUAAAUGGUGCAGUGUCUGGGUCAGUCCAGGCUUCAGAUCGACUUAUGAAAGAGCUCAGGGAUAUCUACAGAUCACAGAGUUAUAAAACAGGGAUUUAUUCAGUGGAACUUGUAAAUGACAGCCUGUAUGAGUGGCACGUUAAACUUCUAAAAGUUGAUCCUGACAGCCCGUUACAUAGUGAUCUUCAGGUCUUAAAAGAAAAAGAAGGUGUAGAAUACAUUUUGCUCAACUUCUCAUUUAAGGAUAAUUUUCCUUUUGAUCCACCCUUUGUGCGAGUGGUAUCUCCUGUGCUCACGGGAGGGUAUGUCCUGGGUGGGGGUGCAUUAUGCAUGGAACUUCUUACUAAACAGGGCUGGAGUAGUGCCUAUUCAAUAGAAUCGGUCAUCAUGCAGAUCAAUGCCACUUUAGUCAAAGGAAAAGCCAGAGUACAGUUUGGAGCCAAUAAGAACCAAUAUAAUCUAGCAAGAGCACAGCAGUCCUAUAAGUCUCUAGUACAAAUACAUGAGAAAAAUGGCUGGUACACUCCUCCAAAAGAAGAUGGUUAAUAUUGUGGACUGUUGUACACCUGGACCAAUGUCAAACAGCUCUUUUUUAUUUCUUUCCAACACACACACACAGACUCAAGCUACGAGUGCCCCUAGAACAGCC